CAACAAGCAUAAACCCGAAUGUCCAGGGCAAAGGUGUAUAUAAUGCAACUUCUUGAUAGAAAACCUGCCGGACGACCAGGAAAGUACACAUACUGGGACGAGGGUGACUUGACCCAUUUGGGACAAGGAUGGGGGUAGAAGAGGAGGAAACGGGCACAGAGAGUAGCCUGUAAUCAGCCAAGGGUGCAGAGGUGUUAUAUAUAAUCACUCUUCAGGGAACUGGGCCUCCAGCCCACGCCCCAGCUGCUCCCCCACCCCCUCCUCCCCGAAUUGACUGUCCCUUCUCUGGAACUCCUAAGCCUGACCCUGCUCCCUGGCCCUCCCAGCCCACGGUUCCCCUGACCCCGCUCCCUUUCCCAGAACUCAGUCGUCUGAGCCCCCAGCCUGUGGUUCACUCCUGGGCCUCAGCCUUUCCUGCCUUCGACUGAAACGGCAGCAUCUUCUCAGCCCUGGGGGCUUCCCCGGGGCCCAGCCCGGGGCCUAGAACCCGCCCGCCGCCUGCCACGCCGCCACGCUGCCACCGCCGCUUCCUCUAUAAAGGGACCCAGGCGUCCAGGCCCAGGGGCCCCGCACAGCAGGUUCUCCCCAUGACACCACCUGGACGGCUCUACCUCCUGAGGGUGUGCAGCGCCCCCCUCCUCCUCCUUCUGGGGCUGCUGCUGGCCUUGCCGCCUGAGGCCCAGGGGCUUCCUGGUGUGGGCAGCUCACCCUCAGCUGCCCGGACUGCCUACCAGCACCCUCAGAAGCACUUCGCACCAGGCACCCUCAAACCUGCUGCUCAUCUUAUUGGAGACCCCAGCACCCAGAACUCACUUCGCUGGAGAGCAAACACGGAUCGUGCCUUCCUCCGCCAUGGCUUCUCUUUGAGCAACAAUUCCCUCCUGGUCCCCACAAGUGGCCUCUACUUUGUCUACUCCCAGGUGGUCUUCUCUGGGGAAGGCUGCUUCCCCAAGGCCACCCCCACCCCUCUCUACCUGGCCCAUGAGGUCCAGCUCUUCUCCUCCCAGUACCCCUUCCACGUGCCUCUCCUCAGCGCUCAGAAGUCCGUGUGCCCAGGGCCACAGGGACCUUGGGUGCACUCCGUGUACCAGGGAGCUGUGUUCCUGCUCACCCAGGGAGAUCAGCUCUCCACUCACACAGAUGGCGUCUCCCACCUACUUCUCAGCCCCAGUAGUGUCUUCUUUGGAGCCUUUGCUCUGUAGAAAAAUCCAGAAAGAAAAAUAAUUGGUUUCAAGACCUUCUCCCCAUUUUGCCUCCAUUCUGACCACUUCAAGGGUCACCGCACCUCUCUUUUGAUCCUUCCAAUAGCCUCAAGUCUCCCCUGCUCGUGUUACCUGGCGCUUCCAAAGAAGGAAUUCUAGGCACCCCAGGGGACCAUACCUCCUUUCAGCAAACCCCAAUGCUAGGCUGAGGAUUUCAAGUCUGCCUAGAAAUUCCUGCCCAGAGCUCUUCAUCUGUCCUGCCGUCAAAGGAGGACCUAGCCCUGGACAUGGAGUGGUCAGACACCAGGAGGAGCUUGGGAGGAUGACAGAGAGGCAGGGGAGGGGGGAAUUAUUUAUGCAGGGAAAAACUUAAAUUAUUUAUUUAUGGAGGAUGGAGAGAAGGGAAUAACAGAGGGCCACCAGAAGAGAGAGAAAUAUGCCCAAGAGAUGAAGAGCAAGAGAACAUCGGCAUAAGGAUAACACAGUGAAAGAGAAGACAAGUGGGGCUGAGACACCGGGGAGCUCUAGAAGGAAGCAAAAGACUCUUCAGAUCCAGCCACUGCUUGACUAAACACCCCAUGAGGAGACAUCUGCACCUUCGAUGAA
This is a messenger RNA of Leptonychotes weddellii (Weddell seal), 1808 nucleotides long. RefSeq names its product lymphotoxin alpha (gene LTA). Gene Ontology annotation, cellular component: membrane. NCBI's taxonomy places the organism in Eukaryota, Metazoa, Chordata, Mammalia, Carnivora, Phocidae. The record is from RefSeq and is a predicted model, not a curated record. Gene Ontology annotation, molecular function: tumor necrosis factor receptor binding. Gene Ontology annotation, biological process: positive regulation of canonical NF-kappaB signal transduction; positive regulation of extrinsic apoptotic signaling pathway; immune response.